UAGAGAUGACUGUAGGAGUCAGUCGGGCUUGAUCCCAAAACACAAAAUACAUAUGGGUUUCGUCGCCUAGUGUUUGCUUCACUAUUUAACAUAAACCAUUUGAUAUUCUGAUUUCCAUCUCUGCGACCUAAAAAUCGCCAGAUUCCGUAUAUAAUGUGUUUAUGUAUAGUAUGAAGACCGUUCAUCGAAGAACAAGGCAGAUUUCACCAUUUAACACCAGGCUGUGAUUGAAAGGGUUUCCAUCUUGAACACUGUUCAGACAGACUUGGAAAAAUGGCAUCAAUUCCAUCCAGUGGAUCUCUUGUUGCUACCCAUGACUACUACAGACGGCGCAUAGGAUCUACUUCCAGCAACAGUUCUUGUGGCAGUUCAGAUUAUACUGGAGAAGUUAUUCCACACCACCCAGGUCUACCUAGACAAGACUCAGGACACUGGUGGGCCAGUUUUUUCUUUGGGAAGCAAAGUACACCUAUUGGACAUGACACCCAGCACAAGGCUGGAACCCACAUUAUAUCUAAUGACAAGGUGACUUGCAUUGCCAAGGAAAUGGUGCUGCAGAGAAAGCUGAGUGUAAGCAGUGAUCAAGGAAAUCCCGAGCCCAGCACUUCCCCUGACUCAUAAGCGCACAAUCCAUGCAGCUACCAGUUUUAAAAUCACUUUCUUUUUGACAGUCAUUGGAAAUAGACUGCUUUCUAUGUUGCUCAGGCUGCUUUUUUACUGAUGACCAAACAAUGUUUAUUAAAAUAAAAAAACCUUGACCACUUA
Molecule: messenger RNA, 765 nt
Organism: Tachysurus vachellii
Lineage: Eukaryota; Metazoa; Chordata; Actinopteri; Siluriformes; Bagridae
Gene: ppdpfa
Product: pancreatic progenitor cell differentiation and proliferation factor a
Exons: 6
Coding region: 274-621 (115 amino acids)
Biological process (GO): multicellular organism development; cell differentiation
Source: RefSeq, a predicted model, not a curated record